Ceratitis capitata (Mediterranean fruit fly) is the source of this 1062-nucleotide messenger RNA. RefSeq names its product pre-mRNA-splicing factor ISY1 homolog. The coding region runs from base 100 to 933 and encodes 277 amino acids. The record is from RefSeq and is a predicted model, not a curated record. The transcript is spliced from 4 exons. Gene Ontology annotation, biological process: mRNA 3'-splice site recognition; generation of catalytic spliceosome for second transesterification step. Gene Ontology annotation, cellular component: Prp19 complex; post-mRNA release spliceosomal complex; post-spliceosomal complex. NCBI's taxonomy places the organism in Eukaryota, Metazoa, Arthropoda, Insecta, Diptera, Tephritidae.
CAGAGCCGAUGUUAACAGCUGUUUUUUUCCAUUGUGAUGUGACAUCUCUAUUGACAACAAUUUAUUUGCGGAAAGGGAUAUUGAAAAGCUGAUUAAGAUAUGGCACGAAAUGCAGAAAAAGCAAUGACAACAUUGGCUCGUUGGCGUGCCGCCAAAGAAGCUGAAUCUGGAGAGAAAGACAGGCGUCCAUACUUGGCAUCAGAAUGCUCAAGUUUACCGAAAUGUGAAAAAUAUCGCCUGGAAAUUAUACGAGAAAUUUCUAAAAAGGUUGCACAAAUACAAAACGCCGGUUUAGGAGAAUUCCGGAUACGAGAUUUGAAUGAUGAAAUUAAUAAACUGCUACGCGAAAAGCGACACUGGGAAAAUCAGAUCUCAGCUUUGGGUGGACCACAUUAUCGGCGUUACGGCCCAAAAAUGUUUGACGCAGAAGGACGAGAGGUUCCCGGAAAUCGAGGCUAUAAAUACUUUGGAGCUGCAAAAGAUCUUCCCGGUGUACGUGAACUAUUCGAACAGGAACCACCAGCUCCUCAAAGAAAAACACGAGCAGAACUAAUGAAGGAUAUUGAUGCAGAAUACUAUGGUUAUCGAGACGAUGAUGAUGGCACGUUAAUACCAAUAGAAGAUCGCAUUGAACGUAUAGCUAUACAAAAAGCUUUACAUGAAUGGAAAGAGAAAAUGUCACGUGAUGGUCAUAUAGAUGAAGAGGAGGAAGAAGAGAUUUAUGGUUCUUUGAAAGCUACUAAUGAUGAUACUGCAGAAACAGGUGAUACUGAAGACAUGAUUGCAAGUACAACGGCUGUGACUGAUCCGUUGGAAAUGUUAGCACCGCGUUUUACUGCCCAUGUUCCAGUUCCAACUCAGAAAGAUAUAGAGGAAGCUCUGUUAAAGAAGAGAAAACAAGAACUGCUUGAAAAGUAUGUGGGAACUGAUUGAAUAAUUGUUGUUAUUUCUCUUGCUUGUACAUAUUUUGGAAAUAGUCCUAGGUGGAGUUUCUAAAAUUUGUAAAAUAUAAUAUAUAAAUUUUUGUACAUGAACUACCCGUUCUUUUUAAAAUAUAUUUUU